UUUUGUUUCCCCAUUCUAUUCGGGCAUUCUACAAGAUAACUUUGAAAAAUAGUGUAACUAAUAACUAUUUACUAUUUAGUAUUUAGUAUUUACUAAAUACAAAUUCGGUUUCAUUUCACAGUUUCACACGUUAUUAAUAAUUAUUUCAAUCAACAGUCAACACUCAUUAUUUAAUAAUAUUUAUCUUGACUAUUGACUGCAAUUAUUUUCAAAUAACCUGAAAUCAUGUUCGUUUGUAAACUAAAUCCGAUGCGUUUCACAACUAUUGCAAAGCAUCAAAGACUCUUAUCGAGAGAACCAUCUAUCCUGUCAUCAAUUGCAUUGGCGAGGUUUAAAAGUAGUAAUCCAUUCAACACUGGAAUUCUAUUUGUUCCACAACAAGAGGCAUGGAUUGUUGAAAGAAUGGGUAAAUUUAAUCGAAUUUUAGAGCCAGGUUUAAACUUUUUGAUACCUUUCUUAGAUCGCAUUGGUUAUGUUCAGAGUUUAAAGGAAUUAGCCAUUGAUAUUCCCAAACAAACUGCUGUAACUUUAGAUAAUGUAACACUUAAUAUUGAUGGUGUAUUAUAUUUAAGAGUCAAUGAUCCUUAUUUAGCAAGUUAUGGAGUUGAAGAUCCAGAGUUUGCAAUUACUCAAUUGGCUCAAACCACAAUGAGGUCAGAAUUAGGAAAAAUAUCUUUAGACAAAGUUUUUCGAGAACGAGAAAAUUUAAACUUUGCAAUUGUUGAAAGCCUUAAUAAAGCAAGUGCAUCAUGGGGACUAGUAUGUUUCCGUUAUGAAAUUCGUGAUAUAAAGCUUCCUAAUAGAGUACAAGAAGCUAUGCAGAUGCAAGUGGAAGCUGAGAGGAAAAAACGUGCAGCUAUUCUAGAUUCUGAAGGUAUUCGUGAAGCUGACAUAAAUGUAGCUGAGGGAAAAAGACAAUCAACAAUUUUAGCUUCAGAGGCUGACCAACAAGAGCAAAUUAAUAGAGCGCAGGGAGAAGCCAAUGCUUUAUUAGCAGUAGCUGAAGCGAAAGCCAAAGGAAUACGAUUGAUAGCUGAUGCUCUUAAACAAACAGAUGGUUAUAAUGCUGCAUCUCUUAAAGUAGCUGAAUCAUACGUAGAAGCUUUUGGAAAAUUAGCUAAAUCUACAAAUACAGUUAUUAUCCCUAGUAACACUUCAGAUGUUUCAUCAAUGGUGACACAGGCCAUGUCCAUUUACAAAACGCUGACAAGUAAAUCUAAACAGUCGAGAAGAUUGAGCGAGGAAGACAAAUAAUCCAUUGUCAAUGAACUGAAUGCACGUUAAAUUAAAAUAUAAUUUUAUUUCAUCAUAUGAAAAUUGAGAGGUUAAAACGGUGGUUACUAAAACUCAUUAUUUUUAAGUUUUUAUUAAUUAUUAAACCUCAUUAACUAUAUAUUAUAAACAUGUGUUUUUUACAAAAAUAUUUUUAAAUCUUAUUUCAUUAAUUUAAAAACUGUAAAAGGUCAUAAGAGCUACAGUUUCAUUUUCAUGGUAUCUAUGAAUCUAGAUGAAAUAAUGAAAUAAUAAACUGCAGUGUAACUUCUACCUACGUGUAUUAUAAUACAGAACUUGUUGAAACCUUUCAUUUUUGGGAUUUUUUUUUUUAUAUUAUCUUAUGGAUCUUUUUUAGUGUUCAAAAAUAUAAUUAUUUGAUAAGUAUUUACCUAUAUAUGCUAUUUAAUAUAUAUAUAUUUAUUGUUAUUGAUUGAAUGGGCUAUAGUUAUACCACCAAUAUAGUAAAUUGGUAUUAAGUAAGAA
Molecule: messenger RNA, 1758 nt
Organism: Metopolophium dirhodum (rose-grain aphid)
Lineage: Eukaryota; Metazoa; Arthropoda; Insecta; Hemiptera; Aphididae
Gene: Stoml2
Product: stomatin-like protein 2, mitochondrial
Exons: 9
Coding region: 226-1254 (342 amino acids)
Cellular component (GO): membrane
Source: RefSeq, a predicted model, not a curated record